Messenger RNA from Lontra canadensis (Northern American river otter), 2336 nucleotides. It is a transcript of the gene GALNT10, whose product is annotated as polypeptide N-acetylgalactosaminyltransferase 10. NCBI's taxonomy places the organism in Eukaryota, Metazoa, Chordata, Mammalia, Carnivora, Mustelidae. The record is from RefSeq and is a predicted model, not a curated record. Gene Ontology annotation, cellular component: Golgi apparatus. The coding region runs from base 1 to 1812 and encodes 603 amino acids. The transcript is spliced from 12 exons.
AUGAGGCGGAAGGAGAAGCGGCUUCUGCAGGCGGUGGCGCUGGUGCUGGCGGCCCUGGUCCUUCUGCCCAACGUGGGGCUCUGGGCGCUGUACCGCGAGCGGCAGCCCGACGGCACCCCCGGGGGAUCGGGGGCGGCGGUGGUCCCGGCGGCCGGACUGGGCUCCCACAAUCAGCAGAAGAAGAUAUUUUUCGUGGGAGAUGGGCAGAAGCUGAAGGAUUGGCAUGACAAAGAAGCCAUCAGAAGGGACGCCCAGCGCGUAGGAAAUGGAGAACAAGGGAGACCUUACCCCAUGACCGACGCAGAGAGAGUGGAUCAGGCGUACCGAGAAAAUGGAUUUAACAUUUACGUCAGCGAUAAAAUCUCCCUGAAUCGCUCUCUCCCUGAUAUUCGGCACCCAAACUGCAACGGCAAACGCUACCUGGAGACACUCCCCAACACCAGUAUCAUCAUCCCCUUCCACAACGAGGGCUGGUCCUCCCUUCUCCGCACCGUCCACAGCGUGCUGAACCGCUCACCCCCGGAGCUGAUUGCCGAGAUUGUGCUGGUUGAUGACUUCAGUGAUCGAGAGCACCUGAAGAAGCCACUUGAAGACUACAUGGCCCUUUUCCCCAGUGUGAGGAUUCUUCGAACCAAGAAACGGGAAGGGCUGAUAAGGACCCGAAUGCUGGGGGCCUCGGCAGCAACGGGAAAUGUGAUCACAUUCUUGGACUCGCACUGUGAAGCCAAUGUCAACUGGCUCCCCCCCUUGCUCGACCGUAUCGCUCGGAACCGCAAGACCAUCGUUUGCCCGAUGAUUGACGUGAUUGACCACGAUGACUUCCGGUACGAAACACAGGCGGGGGAUGCCAUGCGGGGCGCUUUUGACUGGGAGAUGUACUAUAAGCGGAUCCCAAUUCCUCCAGAACUGCAGAAAGCUGACCCCAGCGACCCAUUUGAGUCUCCCGUGAUGGCCGGUGGACUGUUCGCUGUGGAUCGAAAAUGGUUCUGGGAACUGGGCGGGUAUGACCCAGGCCUGGAGAUCUGGGGAGGGGAGCAGUAUGAAAUCUCAUUCAAGGUGUGGAUGUGUGGGGGUCGCAUGGAAGAUAUCCCCUGCUCCAGGGUGGGCCAUAUCUACAGGAAGUACGUCCCCUACAAGGUUCCGGCUGGAGUCAGCCUGGCCCGGAACCUGAAGCGAGUGGCGGAAGUGUGGAUGGAUGAGUACGCGGAGCACAUUUACCAGCGCCGGCCCGAGUACCGCCACCUCUCGGCAGGGGAUGUCGCUGCCCAGAAGAAGCUGCGCAGCUCCCUUAACUGCAAGAGUUUCAAGUGGUUUAUGACCAAGAUCGCCUGGGACCUGCCCAAAUUCUACCCACCCGUGGAGCCCCCGGCCGCGGCUUGGGGGGAGAUCCACAAUGUGGGCACAGGACUGUGUGCUGACACGAAGCACGGGGCCCUGGGUUCCCCACUGAGGCUGGAGAGCUGUGUCCGGGGCCGCGGGGAGGCUGCCUGGAACAACAUGCAGGUGUUCACCUUUACCUGGAGAGAGGAUAUCCGGCCCGGAGACCCUCAGCACACCAAGAAGUUCUGCUUUGAUGCCAUCUCCAACACCAGCCCAGUCACCCUCUAUGACUGCCACAGCAUGAAGGGCAACCAGCUGUGGAAGUACCGCAAAGACAAGACCCUGUACCACCCUGCCAGCGGCAGUUGCAUGGACUGCAGUGAAAGUGACCGCCGGAUCUUCAUGAACACCUGUAACCCCUCUUCUCUCACCCAGCAGUGGCUGUUUGAACACACCAACUCGACAGUCUUGGAAAAAUUCAACAGGAACUGAGCCCUCACGUCUCCUCAGCAGGCCUGGUGGAGUCGUCCCUGGCCCCGCCGCAGCCUUCCCCUCCCAAGGGAGGCAGGGCUUCCGUGGGCACCGUGAUGUGAGAGGUGCUGGCCAGCCGGUCCAGGGCACAGAGGGCUCUGAAAGCUGGUGCAAGGUGUCCGCCUGGUCCCUAAAGCCCAGGGGUGGAGGUGGGGUGGAAAACAGACCCCACAGGAGCCCCCACAGAGAGCAGUGCCUGCUUUAACCCCGGAUGGCAUCAUGGAAAUCCCGGAGGGCCUUUUUGGCUUUGUUACCUCUGGCCCUUGAGCUUUAUGUGGGAGGAAUGCCAGGGCAGCCCUAGGCCACCCCACAGUGGGUCCCACAAGGUUGCCUGGCCUUCGCAUGGCUUAUCCGGGAUGGUCCUCCAGAAAAGGGGCAGCUUCUGCCUGUCUGGGCAGCUUGUAGCACCAGUGCCCUCAUCUGCCCCAGGAAGGGAGGGAGGAGGUUUUUCUGGGGGCCGCCGGUGCCAGACAUUCAGUAUCUUG